AUGCUUCUCUGUCUGAAGUGUAAAUAUCCUAAUACAAUCUAUCUUCUUCGUGGAAAUCACGAAACACCAGAUAUCUCAUCAUUAUACGGUUUCAAAGACGAAUGCGAUUAUUACUUCCCAAAUACUGACAUCUGGCAAGAGUUUAAUGAAGUUUUUUCAUAUCUUCCUAUCGCUGCUAUCAUUUCCGAUCGUAUCUUCUGUGUUCAUGGUGGUCUUUCUAAGGACAUCAGCAAACUUAGCGAGAUCGAAAGUCUACAACGUCCAUUAGAAGUUCCAGAGAACGGUCCACUUGCUGAUUUGCUUUGGGCGGAUCCUAAAAACGAUACUAUGGGCUACCAAGAAAGCGACCGCGGCAUAUCAUACACAUUUGGUCCGGAUGUUGCAAACAACUUCCUUGAACAAAACGACUUUGACUUAAUUUGCCGUGCACAUCAAGUUGUUAAUGAUGGUUUUGAAUUCCCAUUCUAUCCUAAGCAAACCGUUGUUACAGUCUUUAGUGCACCAAAUUACUGCAACGAAUUCGGUAACAAAGGUGCUAUUUUAAUUAUUGAUGAAAACCUUACAUGUUCAUUCAAAUUUGUUAAUCCAAAAUCAAUGACAUACACUUGA
Trichomonas vaginalis G3 is the source of this 609-nucleotide messenger RNA. RefSeq names its product phosphoprotein phosphatase protein. Lineage: Eukaryota; Parabasalia; Trichomonadida; Trichomonadidae. Bases 1 to 609 code for a protein of 202 amino acids. The record is from RefSeq and is a predicted model, not a curated record. Gene Ontology annotation, molecular function: protein serine/threonine phosphatase activity. The transcript has a single exon. Gene Ontology annotation, cellular component: nucleus; cytoplasm.